Triplophysa dalaica is the source of this 634-nucleotide messenger RNA. RefSeq names its product furin-like. Bases 143 to 634 code for a protein of 163 amino acids. The record is from RefSeq and is a predicted model, not a curated record. The transcript has 3 exons. NCBI's taxonomy places the organism in Eukaryota, Metazoa, Chordata, Actinopteri, Cypriniformes, Nemacheilidae.
ACUGGACUGGUCCUGCGAGGGAUUUCAUGAGUGGCCUUUUGUACAUAAACAGUUCUGGGACAAAGCUCAAGCUGGAUAUUGGGAUCUUCAAACAGAAAGUACCAACAACCUUGAUAGAAGCGAGCUUCCAUCUCAGGUUCAGAUGGAGCUGUAUGGAACUAAGAAGCACAUGAUCCAUCACCGUCUGAGGCGACAUAUUGUACCGAACUGUGAGAUUAAAGACCAAUAUGGAACUUGUGAGGUGUGUGCCUACCCCUAUUAUCUGUAUGAGAAGUUCUGCCUGGCGUCCUGUCCACCUCAUCAUUACGAAGAAGAUGGAAACAGGAGUCGUCCCUCUCGCACCUGCGUUCCAUGUCAUCAAACGUGCAACACCUGCUACGGUCCACUUAACACACAGUGUCUCGCCUGUCCCCCCUUCUCCACCCCUGACCCAAAUGAGGGUACCUGCAAGUACGGCGAGUACACCUGGGAAAGGGCCAGAAGGCGGCAGGAGCCAGAGAUGUGUAUCAUACUGACACUGUUUUUUGUGUUGCUAUUAAUAUUGACAACAUGUGCUACUGGUUUUUUAUACAGAAAUGAUGAUGCCCAGACUGAAGCCAUCGCCAUUGAGAUGGUGGAGAGAAGUCAUGUAUGA